This is a messenger RNA of Pangasianodon hypophthalmus (striped catfish), 2605 nucleotides long. It is a transcript of the gene sfrp5, whose product is annotated as secreted frizzled-related protein 5. The record is from RefSeq and is a predicted model, not a curated record. Lineage: Eukaryota; Metazoa; Chordata; Actinopteri; Siluriformes; Pangasiidae. Gene Ontology annotation, molecular function: Wnt-protein binding. Gene Ontology annotation, biological process: non-canonical Wnt signaling pathway; canonical Wnt signaling pathway; negative regulation of canonical Wnt signaling pathway. The transcript has 3 exons. Bases 352 to 1290 code for a protein of 312 amino acids.
AGACUGUGGGAGGUGGAGUGGACUUGCAGCUUGCUAGGGGGCUGUCGGCUGGUAAAGCCAGCAACCCACUCCUUCAUAUUCCUUAGGUGCAUCUUAGAGAGCCUAGAAAAGAGCAGAGCAGUGUCAGCUGCAACUCAGCGCUCCUUGAAGAGCAACCUGAAUCACUGAAGUCAGGAGACUGCUAUACUGGAAGAUUAACCGGGCAAAACUGAGAAAGAGAAGGAAUCACCAACUACACCGAAAAGCUUUCCAUUGAUUUUCUAUCUUCAAUUUCUAUUUAAGAGGAAAAAAGGAUUACUGUAUUGCUGCCCUCCUUACACCAACAUUGAUAAACUAUAAAACUCAAGAAGCAUGGCUAUACAUAAGAGGCAGGUGUGUGUGGCUAGCUCACUGACGUUAGCACUGGGACUGGUCUUCUUCAGUUCAGCCACCUUGGCAGAGGAGUACGACUAUUACAGCUGGCAAUCCGACAACUUCCACAACGGCCGCUUUUAUGCCAAGCAGCCACAGUGUGUGGACAUCCCGGCCGAGCUACGUCUCUGCUACACCGUUGGCUACAAGAAGAUGCGACUUCCCAACCUGCUGGACCACGAGACCAUGCCUGAGGUGAUGCAGCAGGCGGGCAGCUGGGUACCCCUCCUUGCCAAGCGCUGCCACGCAGACACGCAGGUGUUCCUCUGCUCACUGUUCGCUCCUGUGUGCCUGGACCGGCCCAUUUACCCCUGCCGUUCUCUGUGUGAGGCAGUCAGGAACAGCUGUGCUCCUGUCAUGGAGACCUAUGGCUUUCCUUGGCCUGAGAUGCUCCAAUGUGACAAGUUCCCCAUUGAUAAUGAUCUCUGCAUCCCUAUGCAGUUCUCCGGGAAUCAUGCCACUCAGACUCCAGCUUCAAAAGCAUGUCCACCCUGUGACAAUGAACUGAAAGCCGACACAAUAAUGGAGCAUUUCUGUGCCAGUGACUUUGCACUUAAAAUGAAGAUCAAAGAAGUGAAGAAGGAGAAAGGUGACCGCAAGCUUAUCGCAGCUCAGAAGAAGAAGAAGGUUCUCAAGAUGGGGAUCCUGCGCAAAAAAGACCUGAAGAAGCUGACACUGUACAUCAAGAAUGGAGCCAACUGCCCUUGUUCCCAACUCGACAACCUUGGGAGCAGCUUCCUCAUCAUGGGCCGUAAGGUGGACCAGCAGCUACUGCUCAUGUCUAUUCACAAGUGGGACAAAAAGAGCAAGGAACUCAAGUAUGCCCUCAAAUACAUGAAGUCUCAGCAGUGUCCAACAUACCACACUGUCUUCCAGUGAUUAAUGACUAUAUAACUCAACUCUGCUCACUCAAAGCUUUUCAAUCCCCCUCCGCAAUUACCGCAUACACUUUAUUCUGCAGUUGCCUUUGGGAAACACUCAUUGCUAAUGGUUUGAUACUUCAGCAAUCUUCAUUUUUCUAUAUAUAAAUGUACUCAUUUACCUUUGUUAGAGCAGAGGAUAUAAUAUCAUUCCAAAGAACAGGCCUAGGUGAAAUGCCAUUUUUGUGUGGUAACUGAUCCUGCAUCUGGAGGGAUAAGAAAGAUGUAGGAGCCAAUCUGAGCUGAUCAUGUUAAUGUCAGAGUGAAGAAAAGAACAAUCAGUGAGUAAACAUUAGAUUAAAAGACAAAUAGCUUUUCUGUUAAACUUUUAUUUUGUUGAUAUGGAUAAAAAAUAUUACACCAUAAACCAUGUAGAUAAGAUUAUGGUUAUGAAAAUGCUUCUAAAAUGCGGGGCCAGCUCGAGCGUGGUUCAUAUUGAGAAAGAGGACUGAUUGCAGUUAUUUGUGAUUGUUGGUCAGUGGGACUAUGAGUAGCACCUGCAUCACUUCCCAGUUCUGAGAGAGUGUCUCAUACCAGCCAGUUGAAUGGCAGACUCUGAACUGAACCUCGCAGUUUGGUUGGUGAGAUCUCUGAUGCCUUUUUAUACUUUGUUCUUUUAAAUAUUCAUUUUUACUGAAAUUAUUAUGACUUACACUUCUAAGGAAUAAAAAAAGGAAGGAAACAUCUGGUAGGCAUAUCAUUUAAAUUCACUAUUGCUAAAAUAAAUGAUAAAACUCCUUAUGCUAGAACUGUCAUUAGUGACAUUAAUGGGUUAAAUUUUAAAGCAGAUUUGCUGUAUUGCCCUUAUUUUGACCAUUAUCAAAUCAACUAAAGGUUAUAACAAAAUGAAGAACAGAAAGAUAAAAUCUGACACUAUUUCAAAUAGUUACAACAUACACUAUGUUGCCAGUGGUUUGUGGACACCUGACCAUCACACCUAUAUGUAGGUCUUCCCCAAACUGAAGACUUUUAGGAUGAACUGGAAUGCCAACAGACCACCAGGAAUCCUCACCCAACAUCAGUGCCUGACCUCACUAAUUCUCUUGUGGUUGAAUGAGCAAAUCCCCACAGCCACACUCCAAAAUCUAAUGGAAAGCCUUCCCAGAAGAGUGGAAGUUAUUAUAACAGCAAAUGGGGGCUAAAUCUGGGAUGGAAUGUUCAAAAAUCACAUAUGGGUGUCAUGGUCAGGUGUCCACAAACUUUUGGCCAUAUAGUGUACCUUGACACAUUGUAUGUAAAUACAUUCAGAGAAUUAAAUGAGAAGAGAUCUGUCA